This is a messenger RNA of Danaus chrysippus (African queen), 3993 nucleotides long. Lineage: Eukaryota; Metazoa; Arthropoda; Insecta; Lepidoptera; Nymphalidae. The record is from the annotation of a GenBank genome assembly.
UUGACCGGUUCUCCGUACCACGAAUUACUGGUAUUACAAAGGGACGUGGAAUGCCACCGUCGUAUCGUGAGCUCGGUGGUGAGGCUCUGCGGUGGUGCGGACGUGGCUCGAGCUCUAGAACGUCGCUGGCAUCUGCUGUACCUGAGGGCCAUCGAGUGGGUCUGUCACUUGGAGGCCUGUAUCGCUAAGAGUAAUAAUCAGAACUGCGCUUCAAUAGAAGUAGCGAGUGAUAGUGACGACGAGCCGGCUCUAAAACAACCUCGGCUUACAAGACGCGGCUCACCAAGACGACAGAGGACACCCAUUAAUGUUAUACGGAGGAGCAGCUCGGAAGAUAGCCGGCAGUCUGCGUCUGAGGAGGAACAGGAGUAUGCAGUGACUUACACCUGGCGAGGCUUCGGAUCGGACUGUGAGACCGAGCUGGUGAGGAACAGAGACAGCGAGAUGGAUGAGAGACGAGUUCCGAGUGUGGAGGAGGGAGAAGACAGACAUACGGAUCAGACAGUACCUGGUGGAGAUAAUGUUGAUGGUAUCAGUGUACGCGAAACUGUGAAAAUAGAAGAUAUACCGAAAGAAAUGAGCACUCCACCUACAGUUGUUAAGAGAAAAAAGCCAGUGAACACAUCGAAAUUCAAUCAAUCUGACAGGAAAUCUAAGAAUUGUGCCACGUUCUACUUCAGACAUCACGAUACGGAUUCUGAUAGACAGGUUGUUGAGACUGACGAAAAGUCGCAAGAGGAAUCUUCGGAAGAGGAAUGGACUUACGUGGACGGACCCAAAAUAGCGAACGAAGAUUCCACGGACUUAAUGACAUCAUCCAUCGAAAUACAGUGUGACUUACCAGUAGAUGACAAGAAAGAUAAACUUCCAUCCCCGAAAAAAUUGGAGUCCACAACGCCAGAUCUUAUUAGAGUCGAUCAGAAUUCAAGGUGUAAAGAUCUAGAACGAUUGGUCCUACAGGCUGAGGAAUUGGUUCAGAAACAGGCACAACAACAAAUGGCUAAGAAGAAGAAUACACGAAACCUGAAACCAUUAUUGUUUGACGAGGAAGGUAAAUCGAGCAGGGAAAAGAUGUCGAGAAUCAAGGAAUGGUUGAAUCAGAGUCCAGAAGACAAAAACGAUAGCAAUCAGUGCACUGAAAGCUACGAUGCGUCCGGGGAAUACACUACAGAGAGCGAAGUCGAUACAUCACUGACGUCAGAAGAAAGAAACAUUCAUUCAUCUAUGGACAUGAGCACAUCAACUUGUACUGUGACCCCGACGCAUCACGCCAAGGUAACGCUACGCAAGAAGAGGAAUGCCACACGGCCAUGGUCUGUGUCGUGUCUGUCACAGCUGAGUGCUGGCAUUAUAGCCACGCCCACUGAUGACGUCAUCAACAUGUCCAUAUCAGAGUCCGCAUUGAACACACUGGCAUCGCCGAGAAGAGUCACACCCGGGAAUUCAAGCUCUAAAUUAAGGGGAAGCUCUACCACUGUACAGGGUCACAUAUCAAGCACAAAUACUAUGACAGAGGCUUGUACGUCGUGUGUGGAGGCUAACGAUAAACAAUGUUGGUUGAGAAGGAAAAGGUUGAAACUGAAACGACAGAACAACACUAGGAGGGAGAGAUUAGUUAAGAGUCUGUCGUUCUGUGGAAGGUUGAGUCCAGAAAUAGAAGACAAGAACGAAAGAAGUGCGGCCAGUGACCCCGCCACUAGUAGGAAAAAUAGAUUCGACACAACGUCAACCUCAGACAAUGACAGCGACGCGGAUCUCAUCAAACAGCAGUUGGCAACCAUCGCGAAUCUGAGGAAAAGUAUCGAGAAAACACACAUCUCGAGCAAAGAACAAGAUAGUGCCAUCCCUGAGCAAAACGAAACAGAACUAGUUUGUCCUAGCUUUAAACUUGGCCCCGAAGGUGGGGCCGUACGACCUAGGAUGACUAAAAGUAUGGAGAGAGAGAGAACGUUUUUGGCACUUAGUCUAGGAGACCCCAGUCAAAUGUGGGACCUCAGCGUCGACAAGGACUCUGAGAGUAUAACUGCUGGUACCGAGGGACAUAGCUCUUUUUCGGAACAAGCUUGGGAUUUCUAUCAGGAGAAAUACAACUCGGAACCGUAUUCUGAAGCUCCGGAUUCAGACGCAGCGAGACGGCUGUUGGAAUUUGGAGAUGACUAUAGAGCAUUCCUGGACUCCCAGUCCGAUUGUUGUUCUAGUCUGUCAGCACACCCCGACGAUACGAGUCCCACAACGAGACGACGACGACCGCCGUCCGACACACGGGAACGAAGCCUGCCGAGAUAUAAACGUCCCACUAGAACAUCCCCUGUAGAAACACCAUCACGCAAACCCAAGAAAUCCAUGUCCAGCGCUGAACGGAAGAAAACACUAUUGGACAGUCUGGAAAGAUCCAGAAAUAAUACGAGCAUUGAGAGCAACGAAGGCGUGCGGCGAAGAAAACAGUCAGAGAACGAACGUAAGAACAGCAAACGAUCGCCUGACUUCGAUCUCCUCAACGUACAAGCGCUAAGCCGCAGACGCCACAGCUCGAACUUAACUAGCGACGAAGUUAAUAGUUCCUUGGAAUACACCGAAGUGAACAAUCGACCUGAUAUCUUGGACUCUCUGAACAGACGUCGCAAGGAAAAAGAAGGAGGCACAGAGUUACAAAAGAUCGCUCUGUCUGAACUACGACGACGGUCGACCGGCAGCGCUGACUCGGAAGGGGAGUCCUCUUCACCCAAACACAGCCGGAGAAAUUGGGGCGAUUCUGAUUCAGAGGCCGACGAGGUCAAAUCUCUGGUCCGCCGGUCGAGCACGCAGUUGGAAGUGACGGAGGCUUUACUGGCGCGACACGACUCAUCACCGGAUAUCCUGCGGGCCUUCGACUAUACGGAGGUGGUAACUCGUUGCCGAGACAACAUCAACCUUUUGGAGGUAGCUCUGUCUGAGGCGUCAUUAUCACCAACAUUACAGAAAGAAAUAAGAGCGGUGUCAGCAAGAUGGUCGGCUCUAAGGGCUGCUGCAAUUCGCCGUGGAGGCGCUCGAAGGUUACGUCGCGAGAUUGGAGCUCUAAAAGAGACUCUGGACGACAUAUGCGAGCCAGGAGACUACGCCCCACAACCACAUACACGCGCACAACUACAUAAGAGAAUUGAGGAAUUGAAGGAACGUCUAUCACGUCUACUAGAAUGUAAGGUGUCCAUGUUGAAGCUGACUGUGUCAGUCAGGAGAGCUCUUGGUGAAAUGGAAACAGAUGAUAGCGGAUUGACGACUGAAUUGACUUCCUUGAUCGCUGCAUGGGAUGACGCCCAUCAACGAACUUCAACGGAGUUGCUGUCAUUGGAGAAGGCUGUGUCAGCGUGGGCUGAAUGGGAACGAGCGCUGCGUGAACUUCAGGCAGCGCUGCGUGGGGACCUGGCAGCGUUAGAAGCGCUGCGUGACCGACCCGACUGUGACGAACUCGCCUCACACGUUAGACAUCUAGCCGCUGCGUUGUUUGAUAAGAAGAAGGGCGGUUCUACGUGUGAUUCUCUAUCAGACUCUGGUAUAUCUGAUGGUGACAGUGAGGGCGCGGGCCGUGCGCGUCGAUUAACAGCUCUCAGGGAAUUAGCACGACGUCUACAAGCAGUGCUCGCUCCAAACUCACCCGCACAUAGAGCUAUAGCUAAGCGCAUGGAACAAACAGAAAAUGAAGUUAAAAUCCUGCAAGAAUCCUGCCGCGCUUUGGUCGAACAGAGUAUACCAGAUCUAAAAAUUGACGAAGUGACCCGUGACCACACCAUCGCUGUUUCAAGUAAGAAGACGGGUGCUGGCGAUCCCGACUAUAACCCACGUAGCGGCUGGGUGUGGCGUGUUCUUCGUUCUUCUAUUCCCAUACAAUUGUGUCUAGUUGCAUUACUUCUAGCUGCGUGGCUUGUCGAGCGACCUCGAUGCUGCGAUGCAUUGAAUUCGCUCGCUCAAACACUAACGCCUCAGUUGCGUUACGUCCGUGGUCCGCCCCCAGUGUGA